AUAUGUUGUGAUAAACCCAAUUGUAAUGUGUGUUUUUGUUUAGGGCACAUGGUGGUACCGCUCCAUCCGCUACAGUGGUGAUCAGAUCCUUAUCAACACCACACAGCUUUUCAUGCACUUUAUGUACAAAACGCCUACAAUGAACAUGAAACGAUUGGUGAUGGUGUUGACUGCAGCGUUUGAAUUUGAUCCUCGUAGUAACAAAGAGGCCAUUAUAAGACCAACAGACAACAUAGAAGUUCCUCAGUUGAUCCGGGAGCUGGGAAACAUUAAUGUGAAGAAGAAGGAGCCUCCAUUCUGCUAUCCCUAUAGCCUGAAGGCGCGAGUCUUAUUACUUACGCACCUUGCCAGGAUGGAUGUUUCUGAGAAUAUAGAGGAGGAUCAAAGGUUUGUGGUGAAGAAGUGUCCUGCUUUACUACAGGAAAUUAUCAAUGUUGGCUGUCAACUUACUAUGAUGGCAACCAGUAGAGGAGGGCUUCGGGCUCCCAGGCUGACAUCUAUAGAGAACUGCAUGAAGUUGUCUCAGAUGGUGGUUCAAGGACUGCAGGAGGCCAAAUCUCCUCUGCUGCAGCUGCCCCAUUUUGAAGAGGAGCACCUCCGAUACUGUAUGUCUAAGAAGUAUAAGGUACGGACAUUGCAGGAUCUGGUCAGUCUGAAGGACUCUGACAGGAGAAAUAUGCUGAGAUUCCUUGGGGAGGAGAAGUAUGAGGAGGUCCUGGCGGUCCUCUGGAGCUUUCCCUAUAUCAACAUGGAAACCAAACUUCAAGUGUUGGAUGAUGAAGAUAGCAAUAACAUCACGGCAGGAUCCAUUGUCACAGUUACGGUCACCUUGACAAGGAAGAGAAUGUCUGAGAUGUUUGAGAAAGAGGAGGAUGCACCACUACCUGCUGAGGAAACUAAUGCAGAGGAGCAAGGAGAUGCCAAAACAAACAAAACAAAAGUUUGGCAAAAUAAGAAUAAAGGAGCUAAAAAAGCUGCCAAGUCCAAAAAGAAGAAACUGACUAAGAAGAAACCAGUCACCCAACAGCAAGCAAAGGGAGACAAGGCCAAACAAGCCAAUGGCAAUGUGGCAGGAAAUGACGUUGCUGCUGCAUCAAAAGCGGAAGAGGACGAUCUCUCUGAUAAAGGCAGUGAAUCAGACGAGGCAGAGGGAAAUAAGGACUCGCCCAGCGAGAGAGAUGAGGAGAGUGACAAGCAGAGUGACACUGAGGUGGACGAGAUUGCUGGAGAUGACGAGGAGGAAUGGGAGGCACUACAACAGAGCAUUCAGCGUCGUGAAAGGGCACUAUUGGAGACCAAGUCUAAGGUCACACAUCCUGUCUACAGCUUGUACUUCCCUGAGGAGAAGCAGGAGUGGUGGUGGCUCUACAUCGCAGAUAGGAAGGAACAGACGCUGGUGUCUAUGCCCAGCCACGUGUGCACACUCAAAGACACAGAGGAGGUUGAACUGAAAUUCCCCGCUCCAUCCAAAACCGGAAACUAUCAAUAUUCUGUGAUUCUCAGAUCAGAUUCAUUCAUGGGAUUAGAUCACAUCAAGCCACUCAAGCUGGAGGUUCAUGAGGCGAAGGCCAUGAUGGAUAACCACCCUCAGUGGGAUAUCCCAGAAACCGAGGAAGAGGAGGAUGACCAGGAGGACAGUGAUGGCAUUGAGGAAUCCGAGGAAGACGAAGAAGACAACGACUAAAGCAGUCAUUUCAUGCAGACUUGAGCACAGCUCAUACACCCAUGUGCCCACUCAUGCACACACACACACACGCUCCUACACAGCCACAAAGCCCCAGACCAUUGCCGUCUUCUGGGCCGCCACACACCGGAGGCAAACAGGAGGCAAGGACGUUGACGCCCCAUGUUCCUGUUCAAAACACUCAUGAGUCACAAAUCUGUCCUUUUAGUUCGCCAAUCAAAAUAAGACUUAAGGAACUGUUGGUUACCUUUUCCUGCGUUCAUCCAGUCGUUAUCGGUGGGCUGUCACAGUGGUUAUUUGUGGGGUCCAGCUGUGUUUCAGAUUCCUCUCCACUUGACGAAAAAGAUGUCUGACCAACCAAUGCGUCGGAAAAAUAAAAACCAGUGUACCACUGAAAAAUCACACACCUCAUGACGGUCAUUUUUCAGUGUCACUGUUUAUGCUUCAA
Sinocyclocheilus grahami is the source of this 2132-nucleotide messenger RNA. Its product is annotated as translocation protein SEC63 homolog. The record is from RefSeq and is a predicted model, not a curated record. Gene Ontology annotation, cellular component: Sec62/Sec63 complex. Gene Ontology annotation, biological process: SRP-dependent cotranslational protein targeting to membrane; post-translational protein targeting to endoplasmic reticulum membrane. Lineage: Eukaryota; Metazoa; Chordata; Actinopteri; Cypriniformes; Cyprinidae. Gene Ontology annotation, molecular function: RNA binding; transmembrane protein transporter activity. Bases 113 to 1684 code for a protein of 523 amino acids. The transcript is spliced from 13 exons.